Molecule: messenger RNA, 213 nt
Organism: Racocetra fulgida
Lineage: Eukaryota; Fungi; Glomeromycota; Glomeromycetes; Diversisporales; Gigasporaceae
Source: the annotation of a GenBank genome assembly
AGGAAGAAACAAUUUGUGUGAUCACAAGCAUCAAUUUUAAAGUUUUUCAAGAAAAAAAAAAAAGUUGUGUUGAUGCUAUAAAUAUGAGACAACCUACUCAAAAAUUAAGCCAAAGAAGCCAAAGAAAUAUUUGUAAGCCAGUUCAAAGAAAUGUUCUUAAACCAAGUCAAGGCAAUAUUCUCAAGCCAAGUCAAGAAAGCGACCACAAGUUAA